AUGACCGCCCAUGGUCACCCAUCUGAUCUUGACCACGAACAUGAAUCCACAAGCGUCUACAAUGCGAAAUCUGUGUCAGAGAUCCGUGCCGCUUUGGCCGAACUCCACAGAAAAGAGGCCACCGUGACCUCGCAGCUUGAUGCUCUUAUCAGUGCACAGAAAGAUCUUCAGCGAGAACUUGGCCGUCUGGACUUGUUCCGGGCAAACGUCACUGCGCAAGCUUCUAAGGCCAGAGCGGUCAGCAAUGGCAUGCUCUCAGACGCCGCAGCAAACGCCAAACGAAUCUCAAAUUCGGUCAAGACUCUCGAUCUCGAGCAGGAAAGGGUCAAGGCCACGCUCACCGUCGUCGAACAGGUUGGGGAGUUGAAGGCUUGUGUGCUGGGUGUCUCUGGGUCCAUGGGAGCGGCUCAGGACUGGGAAAAUGCUGCCAGUUACCUUAGCAGAGCCUCAAAGAUCCCCAGUGCAGUCAUCAAUGGGCCAUUCGCUGCAAGAAUCGUCCCGACCGCAGAAGUCCCAGAUGCUCCGGCUGUCACCCUGGAGAACGCGUCAGAGUCCUUGUGUAGCUUGUUUCUGAGAGAGUUCGAGAAAGCGGUUAAGGAGAACGACGGUGCUAGAAUAACCCGUUUCUUCAAACUCUUCCCACUUAUCAACCGCUCAGAUGUUGGCCUGGACGUUUAUGGUCGCUAUGUUUGCCAGGGAGUCGCUUCACGGGCGCGAGCCAACCUCAACGCAGGCACCGGUGGCAACCAAAGCAAAGACGGGUUCUUCUACGCAAAUGCGCUGACUAAGUUGUUCGAGCAUAUUGCACAAAUCAUCGAGGGACAUGGUGGACUGGUUGAGCGCCACUAUGGCCCUGGAAAGAUGGCCAGAGUCAUCGAACGGCUACAAGUCGAGGCUGAUCUCCAAGGGGGAAUAAUACUUGACACUUGGACCGAUGAACGGAGAAUCGAACGCCAACUGACUGACAUCAAGGCGUACGCUUUUACAUUCUUGGUCCAGAGCUUCCUGCCGGCACAGCGUGGUUCAACCGGAACGCCACGCGCAGGCUCUCCAGCACCGGGAAGGUCAAGUGAGGAUGAAUCUGUCGAUAUGAAACAGGUGGAUGCCUUGUUAAAUGAAAUGACUCUCAUGCUGGGCAAAUGGUCAUUGUACACCAGGUUCAUUGCUGAAAAAUGCCAGGAUGCUGGCGCUCUCGAUGGAUCACUCUCGAUGCCGCCUUUCCUCCUCAACUCGAGUCUCGCCAAAAAGGUGCAGGAGAAACUCCUGACUCCGUUCAACACGAUGACUACAUUCUUCUUCCGACGUUCAGUCGAGAAAGCGUUCCAGCUCGACGAGCAACCCCCAGAUUUGUCCCUCAACCCCCACAAACCGCUCAACUCCAAUCCUCCUCACGUCACCUCUGCAAUCGAAGACAUCAUGUACAUCGUCAACAAAGUUCUGCAACAGUCCUUGGCAACGUCGCAGAAGCAGGUCGUCUCUAACGUCGUGCCAACACUGGGCAGGAUCCUCGGCUCCGACUUCGUCGGUAUGGAACAGCGCAAGAUGCGGGAUGAGAGCUACCCCAAAGCCGCGAUUCAAGGCCAGCUUCCACCCGAGGCGACAAUCGUCUCAUUCCUUGUCCUCAUCAACAAUCUCGAUGUAGCCAAGGACUACGUUGUCCAGAUCGCCCGGGCCCGAGUGGAACCCACUGCAGGCUCACCCCAUCGACCCUUGGAAGAGCUCUUUCCUGGGCCCGGUGAGGCAGAAGCCGUUGCAGCCGCUCUGACAUCCUUCUCCACAGCAUUUUCGGAGAAAACCAACGAGCUCAUCUCCGACGGCGUGACCGUGGUCUUUCACAAUGUCAUGAAGCCCCGUCUUCGACCCAUUUUGAUGGACGCCUUCCGCGACACGGACUACCAGCUCACACGCGAGCAGUUGCAAGACCUCGCGCAGGACCUCGACGGCGGAGGAGACGAGACAGAGGCUUUCUCGGAUGAAGUCCGCAUGCGGUUCCAGCUCGGAUGGGACGCGCUGACCAAGCCCAUCGGGCGCAUUAUGACCGAACGCACGUUCGACCAGCUGCUGACGAUCGCGGUGAACUACCUGAGCAAGAUGCUCGAGAAGCGCCUGUGGACGUACCACGGACGUGUGAACGAAGUCGGGGCGGCAAGGCUGGAGCACGACGUCAACGAGAUCAUCAAGGUCGUGGUCAAGGGUCAGAAGUAUGCCCUGCGCGAGGCGUUCUUGCGCUGCACCCAGAUCUGCAUGAUCAUGAACAUGGACGAGGAGGAGUGGGACGAGCUGCUCAAUUCCGGCGGCGAGGUCGCGGAUAGAUUGAAGCACGAGGAGCGCGUUAGGGCAAGGAACAUGGUCAAGGACACUUCUGCCUGA
This is a messenger RNA of Cladophialophora psammophila CBS 110553, 2370 nucleotides long. RefSeq lists its product as uncharacterized. The transcript has a single exon. The record is from RefSeq and is a predicted model, not a curated record. NCBI's taxonomy places the organism in Eukaryota, Fungi, Ascomycota, Eurotiomycetes, Chaetothyriales, Herpotrichiellaceae. The coding region runs from base 1 to 2370 and encodes 789 amino acids.